AUGUCAGGAUCUACGGCGUACGCUGCGCGGCCCCCACGCCAGUCCCCGACUCGCUCAAACCGGGGCCAUAUUGAGUGCCUAAAUGAAUUCCAUCCCAAACCUAACCGCUUUGUGCUCCAGUUCACACGCUUCCGUGCGUCUAGUCCCACAGCUCACAAAACCACGACUGAUGCAUUGUUGGCAAUGUUGGAUGCAUUCAACGAUGCAGGCAUAUUCAUCCUUGUAGAUUGCCCAAGCAGCAGCCCACCGGUGUUCAGCAUCGUGCGUAGUCCCAACAUCAGGGCCUCACCCUCGCACCACGGCUUUUUCAAUUUUUUUGGGUUCGGUUCGAGUUCGAACCCCAAAAAAACCGAACCUGACCGUUCUGAACCGUUCGCGAGGGUCCGAUUCUCGGUUCGACGAUUUUGUUGGACCAGACCAUGGUUCGGUUUCGUCCUGUCAUCACCUUGGCAUGGACGGAAUACAAAACCGGUCAACUUCUUGGUAGGCACUGGGAAUCGGAACACGUUCGGACAACGCAACACGAUUAAAGGUUCGAAGACUCCAUCGAUCUGGACUCAGCGACCGUUUCUCGAAUCACCGCAUUUUCAAUUGGACUGUGCCUCAUCCGGCCGGCAAAACGUGCAAGGAAGCAAACACGCAGGAGGUAGACGGGCGAAUAUUUGUUGCAUGGACUCAUUCACAUUUCCAUCCCACUCAGUUUUCGUGCUUUCACGCUUUCGCCAUGGUUCUCUGACUCUUUGUUUCGUUUUAUCUUCACGACGCAUGCCUUACAUCCGGAGCCCGCCUGAUAGAUGAUUGGACUCACUACUUUGACUCACGUUUUCGUACAUUGCAGUGUAUUACAUGUUCUUGUGGCAUCGUAUAGAUUGAAAAUACAUCACAAU
Messenger RNA from Suillus clintonianus, 887 nucleotides. RefSeq lists its product as uncharacterized. The transcript is spliced from 6 exons. The record is from RefSeq and is a predicted model, not a curated record. Lineage: Eukaryota; Fungi; Basidiomycota; Agaricomycetes; Boletales; Suillaceae. Bases 1 to 798 code for a protein of 265 amino acids.